AUGUGGGAGGCCCCUGGGGCCAGCUGCCCCGGCAGAGAUCCCAAGCCGCCCCUGAAAGACACCCACUGCCACUCAGGAGGGCGCCACUGCCCUCCAGACCCCGCCAACGCCUGUGGCUCACAAAUAGGUCCUCCUAGGGAGGCGCCCCAAAAAUGGAUAAUUGUUGUCCCUGGGAAAGCCCCUGGGGGUCCAGCACCCCUAACAGGGACUCGGGGGCUCUGCCGUCCCUGUGAGGGCCCCUGGAUGCGCCGCUAUCCGUGUGAGAACCCCUGGGCACAUCAGCGCCCCUGGCAGGGCUCGUGGUGUGCCGCCGUCCCAGGAAUGGCCCCUGGGGGCGCUGCUGUCCCUGAGAGAGCCCCUGGGAGCACCGAUGUCCCUGGGAGAGCACCUGGGGGCGCUUGCACCACGGACGGGCCCGUGGAAGCGCCGCUGUCCGUGGAAGACCCUCUGGAGGAGCCAGUCUCCCUGGCAUGGCCCCUGAAAGUACAGCAGUACCUGGGAGGGCCGUGGGGGAGCUACGGUCAUUGGGGGAGCCCCUGGCUGCGCCUCCGUCCCUGGAAGAGCUCCUGGCGCCACCGCCUCCCCUUGGAGAGCCCCUGGGAGCGCCAGAUUUCGCCCCUGUCAUGGAUCCUAGGGGUGCUGCCGUCCCUGGGAGGGCUCCUGGGGGCGCCGUUAACCCUGAGAGAGCCCCUAGGAGCUCCGAUGUCCCUGGAAGAGCGUCUGUGGGCGCCAGCACCCCUAGCAGUGUGGCUAGGGGCGCCACCGUCCCUGGAAGCCCCUAUAAGGGCACUGCUGACCAUGGGAGGGCCCCUUGAGAGCGCAGUUGUCCCUGGGAAAGCCCUUGGGGGAUCCAGCACCCCUAACAGGGCCUCGGGGGCUCUGCCGUCCCCGUGA
Homarus americanus (American lobster) is the source of this 894-nucleotide messenger RNA. Its product is annotated as tetra-peptide repeat homeobox protein 1-like. Bases 1 to 894 code for a protein of 297 amino acids. NCBI's taxonomy places the organism in Eukaryota, Metazoa, Arthropoda, Malacostraca, Decapoda, Nephropidae. The transcript has 3 exons. The record is from RefSeq and is a predicted model, not a curated record.